UAAUUAUACAUAUUUCAUUUUGUUUUUAAAUAUCAAUAUGCAACAAAAUAUAAUCCUUUACGCUAUUCAGUUAUAUGUAAUAUUUCAUAAUCAUUAUGACUACGCUGAAUCCAUACUUGGACAGUUAGUGAGACCAGCAAGGUAUGAUGAAUACCCAUUUGUCGUACCUCUUAUAACCACAGAUCACGAAACUCCAGCACAAGAUUUUAUUACAUGUACGGGGAAUUUCAUUACAAAUUACUUCCUCGUAACGACCGAGCAUUGUAUCUAUAACCAUCAGUUUAAUCAUUUUCGAAUAUACAUGGGGAGAUACAAUUUACACUUCAAUGUAGAAUUACAUCCAAUCUGGUUGAUAACCUACGAUCAAUGGGCUACAGUUCAUAAUAUACCAAUUGAGCAUGUGAGCAACGACAUUGGAUUGGUUAAAGUUUUUAACAAUUUACCGUAUCUUUUGCCCACAACUAAUUUAUCACCGAUAACACCACAAAGACAACUAAUUGGCUCGACUACUAAAAUACUAGGAUGGGGUAACAGUAAUACAAUACCAAGCAUAAGAAGUGUCCUGUACGUAGGAAAUGUGACUAUUUUACCACCCGCGGAAUGCAAUCGACGAACUAUAAGCAUACAAGAAAGACCCGUUUCGAUACCGCCAACAUAUUUCUGCACCUCGGCUAGCCCUCAUAUAAUAAUAACAUCUGGUGACAGUGGCGGUCCACUUCUUUACGAAGGUAAGCUUAUAGCAAUUAGUGUGGGGGCAUGUCCUACGGAGCGUGGAAAUUACUUGAAUUCUUUUAGUGUAAAUCUUCACAUUGGUAUCGAUUACUACAGAUUGUUCAUUUCUACAGUAACAGGAGCAACUGCAUAA
Molecule: messenger RNA, 865 nt
Organism: Ceratosolen solmsi marchali
Lineage: Eukaryota; Metazoa; Arthropoda; Insecta; Hymenoptera; Agaonidae
Product: chymotrypsin-2-like
Exons: 4
Coding region: 38-865 (275 amino acids)
Biological process (GO): proteolysis
Molecular function (GO): serine-type endopeptidase activity
Source: RefSeq, a predicted model, not a curated record